Leptidea sinapis is the source of this 1868-nucleotide messenger RNA. It is a transcript of the gene Sans, whose product is annotated as pre-mRNA splicing regulator USH1G. The record is from RefSeq and is a predicted model, not a curated record. Bases 356 to 1831 code for a protein of 491 amino acids. The transcript is spliced from 9 exons. NCBI's taxonomy places the organism in Eukaryota, Metazoa, Arthropoda, Insecta, Lepidoptera, Pieridae. Gene Ontology annotation, molecular function: protein binding.
UACACGAUUCAUGAACCAGACAGUGUGUUGUGUGCGUAAGAGCCGUAAUCCUGUUAAGUGAAAAAGCGUAAACAUUAAUGAAUUUGUAUUGAUUCAUUUAUUAGCUGAUAGUGUCAAUAUUCUGUAAAUUGGAUAAAACACCUCUAUAAAGUGACAGAGCGGUGCAAAUCUAAAUUACUAACAUUAAAUUAUAGUGACACUUCGUUUUAAGCAAAUUAUUAUGAGAAUUGAAGUGUAAAGUGUGACAAAGUUACUUUCUCGUUUCAUUAAUUUUGUACCUAUUCAGUGGUUGAACAUUAACAAAAUGAGUUAAACAAAUAUUUCGCCUGCUAAUUGGAAGUUGGGAACAAUAAAAAUGACUACAGACAGGUUUCACAAAGCUGCAAAAGACGGUCUGCUGGAGGUGUUGCGUGAAGCCACGAGGAAAGAAUGCAACAAUAAAGACGAAUCUGGUAUGACGCCCACAUUAUGGGCCGCCUUCGAGGGUCAUAUUGACGCGCUGAGGUUACUCUGUGGACGAGGAGGAGAACCAGACAAGAGCGACUACUUCGGCAACACUGCCCUUCACCUAGCUGCCGCGCGCGGUCACAAAGAGUGCGUCACAUUCCUGGUCAACUUCGGUGCCAACGUCUACUCCAUGGAUGUCGAUGGUCACACUGCUCAAGAGCUGGCGGCUAUUAACGGCAGGGAUGACAUCCUGAGGUUUCUCGACCAGGCUACGGGAAAAUUAGAAAAUAAUGACAAAAAGAAAGCCAAAUCAUAUAAAGAGAAAGCUAGAAAAGACCUGGAGAAGCUACAGAAGCAAUACCAAAAGAGACAGAGUAAAGCUGAAGUUAUGGCGGAGAAGGAAUUAAAGAAAUUAGCAAAAGAAUGGGAAGAGGGAUAUAAUGAAGUAUCAAUUAUGCCGCACCGUCCGAGUAAUGUGCUGAUGGCGUUGAAGCAGAAGAUGACGAGGUCCACGAGUCAAGGUAAUCUUUUGGACGAGCAACCCAGACCUACGUACAGCGCACUGGUUGGGACUGUGAACUCUGGCGCGAGGGGCCGUGGAGCAGUCUAUAAGAAAGCUUUAGCGACCAAACUGCGGAACGGCACUGUUAGGAAAAACAAUAAUGAUGACUUUAAGGUGGGAGAAACAGAAGUGACAGGUCGCAGGUCGGUGACAUCAUUGAGCGGUGUGCGUCGAGACUCGGAGGUCAUGUAUGUGGGAACUUUUGGCGCCGGUCCUCAACAGAGAGGAAAUCUAGCGCAAGUAUUCACAGAGACAGAGCCCAAGACAAACCUCACAAGAUCAGCAAGUCAACCAGAUUUCAUGGCAGCAGUUCAGAACGAGGAUAGUGGGCUAGGCCAGGAGGUAAUGCUGCAGGAACCAGCUAGCAUAUUCGACAGACCAGGCUUCGGCAGUGUCGCUUUCAGACGGUCGAUAACAGCCACUCUGAGUGCCCUACCGGCGGGUGCCAUCAGCGGUACGGGCACAGUCGGUGAGGACGUGUCCAUCGGGUCUGCGGGCUCGCUCGCACGCCACGCCUACCAACCCGCUGAGUGGAACUCUGCCCACUCCGGUAGCUCAACAAUAACCUCAGAUGAAGAAGGUGACUCCGAAGAAACAGGCUACGCUUCCCUUGAGAGGUUCCUAACAGCCUGGGGGCUCUCCAACUACAUCCAGAAGUUCAAAGACGAGCAGAUCGACCUGGAUGCGCUCAUGCUGCUCACAGAAAGCGAUAUGAAGUCGCUGGGUCUUCCUCUUGGACCCUACAGGAAGCUGGUUACUGCUGUACAAGAGAGGAAGCAGGCGUUAUCACAUCCGGGACCUAUUAUAGAUACAGCUAUUUAAUAACAAAAAUAGGCCAAAUAUAUUUAUGACAGUUAAA